Molecule: messenger RNA, 818 nt
Organism: Durusdinium trenchii
Lineage: Eukaryota; Dinophyceae; Suessiales; Symbiodiniaceae
Source: the annotation of a GenBank genome assembly
ACGCUUACCAAGCUGCGGAUUCCUGUGCAAAUCUAUUCCAGCAGCAAUGCGUGAUACCAAGCGCCAUGCUUUCUGCAGAAGCGUCCUUUUCUUCAGCUCCACUGCGCUCCUUUGUGGGCUCGAGGCCCCUUUGACCACAGCGUCUGCGAGCGCCGGCAAUGAAGCCGUGUUGGCGGGCGCAAUGCCUAGAGUAUUUGCUGCUGGACGAUACAUUGAUAGCCGUUCACAACAACAUCCAGGCCGAAUUCGGCCUGACCUCAGUGGCACUUGGCGGAUGGAGCGGGCGGAGAACCUUAGUGGUUUCAUGCAAGCCAUCGGCUACAACUUUAUUUUGGCCAAGGCGGCUUCCUUUGCGCGUGUCACUCAGACCAUUGAGCAGAAGGAGGAUGAACUGCACUUCGUGUUUGAGGUCAACCCACCUCUCUUGGCACCAAGGCGUGAGUCUGUGGUGCCUGUGGGCGCUGCUGAAGUUUCCAUGAGUGAUGAUGCUGGCCGCGAGAUGCUCUUGCUCCAUCCAAGAUGGGACGGGGAGGUAUUCAAAGCUGGACUUCGAUACCUCAAUCCACCUCACGAGCUUACGAUUGACCGCUAUUUGGAGGACGGUCGGAUGGUAGAACACGUGCGCUAUCCAGGCCGCAACAUUGAAAUGCGGCGCGUCUUUCAAAAAGAAUUGUGAGUUUUCACUGUUUUCAGUCAAGUCUGAAAACUGUGAAAGUUUGGCAGUCGCCAGUUAGCUUUAGUGCAGACGCCUUUUCAAUUCCUUUUUCCAGAAGUGUUAUUCUUGCAAGAGGAAGGCUGGAAUGCAAAGGAUGGCGCCA